AUGGCGAAUAGGAAACCUCCUGAGAAACAUCUAAAAAAGUAUAAGAAAAUAACUAAGGAGCAAGACCAGAAAAAGGAUGAUAAUAUAGGAACAUCAUUAUUUUACACAUCAACUUAUAGAACAACUAUAAAUAAUAUUGAAGAUUCAUCCCUACAAGAUGAUGAUGAGAGUAUUAUUGAAUCUAUUAAUAUAGGAGAGUCGCAGAUCAAUUCACCAGCAAUACAAAGACAUGGGACAGUUACUCCAAAACAUCUAGAGAUAGCACUAUCACAACUCUUGGAACAAUUAAAAGCUGAGAUCCAAACAAAUUCCAAAGGAAUUAAGGGAGAUAUUAUAGAACUUAGCUCUAGAGUUGAAAAGAUGGAAGAAAAAAAUCGACUCAUCUCUCCAAACAAAUAA
Molecule: messenger RNA, 399 nt
Organism: Pelobates cultripes (western spadefoot toad)
Lineage: Eukaryota; Metazoa; Chordata; Amphibia; Anura; Pelobatidae
Source: the annotation of a GenBank genome assembly